Lemur catta (Ring-tailed lemur) is the source of this 1410-nucleotide messenger RNA. RefSeq names its product ceramide synthase 3 (gene CERS3). The record is from RefSeq and is a predicted model, not a curated record. Lineage: Eukaryota; Metazoa; Chordata; Mammalia; Primates; Lemuridae. Gene Ontology annotation, molecular function: sphingosine N-acyltransferase activity; DNA binding. The transcript has 10 exons. Bases 1 to 1170 code for a protein of 389 amino acids. Gene Ontology annotation, cellular component: membrane. Gene Ontology annotation, biological process: ceramide biosynthetic process.
AUGUUUCAGACGUUUAAAGAAUGGUUCUGGUUGGAAAGAUUCUGGCUUCCUCCAACAAUAAAGUGGUCAGAUCUUGAAGAUCAUGAUGGACUCGUCUUUGCAAAACCUUCUCAUUUAUAUAUGACAAUUCCAUGUGCUUUUCUGUUUAUGAUUAUCAGACAUUUAUUUGAAAAAUUUGUUGCUUUACCUCUAGCAAAAACAUGUGGCAUUAAAGAUACAGUUCGAAAAGUUAUACCAAAUACCAUCUUAGAGAAUUUUUUCAAACAUUCCACAAGGCAACCAUCACAGACUGAUAUUUAUGGACUGGCAAAGAAGUGUAACCUGACGGAGCGCCAGGUUGAAAGAUGGUUGAGGAGUCGGCGGAAUCAAGACAAGCCUUGCAGGAUAAAGAAAUUCCAGGAAGCUUGCUGGCGAUUUGCAUUUUACCUAAUGAUGACUAUUGCUGGAAUUGCAUUUCUUUAUGAUAAACCUUGGGUAUAUGACCUGUUGGAGGUUUGGAAUGGCUAUCCCAAACAGCCCCUGCUGCCAUCCCAGUACUGGUACUACAUUUUAGAAAUGGGUUUUUAUUGUUCUCUGUUGUUUAGCCUUGGCACUGAUAUCAAGAGGAAGGAUUUUCUAGCUCAUGUCAUCCACCACCUGGCUGCUCUUAGUUUGAUGAGCUUCUCUUGGUGUUCUAAUUAUAUUCGCAGUGGGACCCUCGUGAUGGUUGUGCACGAUGUAGCUGACAUUUGGCUGGAGUCUGCUAAGAUAUUUGCUUACGCUGGAUGGAGACAAACUUGUAACAUCUUGUUUUUCAUCUUUUCUGCCAUGUUUUUCAUCAGCCGCUUCAUUAUUUUUCCCUUCUGGAUUUUGUACUGCACACUCAUUCUGCCUCUGCAUUACCUUGAGCCGUUCUUUUCGUACAUCUUCCUCAAUCUACAGCUCAUCAUCUUGCAGGUCCUUCACGUUUACUGGGGUUACUACAUCCUGAAGAUGCUCAAAAGAUGUCUAUUCACGAAGAGCAUCCAGGAUGUGAGAAGUGAUAACGAGGAUGAGGAGGAAGAAGAAGAAGAAGAAGAGGAAGAGGAGGAAGACGAAAAAGAGGCUACCAAAGGCAAAGAGAUAGACUCUUUGAAGAAUGGCCUUGGGGCAGACAGGCAUCUCAUUCCCAAUGGUCAGCAUGGCCGUUAGCUUGAAGCCCACAUAACUCCCAUAGCACAGUGUGCUGCAAGGGCUGUUGGAAACACAGAAUGAUUCCCCGUUCAUUGCUGAGGCCUAGAGGACCCACAGGGACCCCAGACCCCAGAUUCUGCCCUUCCCUCUUUCUAAACCCACCUUCCCUCCUACCUAAAAUGUGUUUAACAAACUGUUGUUAACUUGCGUUGAAAUGUUAAAUAUAAGCAUUCCCGUGGAUUUUACUGCAGUUAGGAC